ACUCACCAGCUUCCAACACAACUUUAGCAACGCAACCUAAUACACUUUCAACACCCCAUCCAUCAACCCGUUAAACCAUCAAGAUGCUUUCCAAGAUCUCCAUCGCUCUCCUCGCCGCCAGCGCCUCAGCCGCCGUCCUUCCCCGCGACGCAACCUGGGACUGGACAGUUGACAACUUCUCCAGCGUCUGCACUGCCGCAACCUGCUACUACUCCCUCAACGUUUCCGCACCUGCCGGCCCGAAUGGCGAGCCGUCCUUUGACGCCAAGUUCUGCUCCGGAACCAGCGUCCAGGACUACAAGUCUUGCGGCCAGGUCGGCUUAGACCUGCCCGGUGAUGUUCAAACCAAGGAGAUCAACCUCGGAAGGGAUGUUGGUGCUACUGUCCUUGUGCAGUACACAUACACGCAGGGUGAUGUGAGGUAUACCUACACUGGUAACAGGACUGUUGAGCACACCGGGUUGGGUGCUGGUGCCAUAUUCACCAUUACUCCCUCUGAGGUUUCUGCUGUCGCCUAAGCUAUAGGGCGAGUUGGAAUCCUGAGAUCCCGGAUCGGUAGAUAGACAAGCUUAUUCAUCUCGCAGUGGUGAUGAGGGAGCUUUCGGAAAGCCAAACAAAUAAUAGAAUGUUCUCUUUA
Messenger RNA from Pyrenophora tritici-repentis Pt-1C-BFP, 637 nucleotides. Its product is annotated as Tymo-45kd-70kd multi-domain protein. Lineage: Eukaryota; Fungi; Ascomycota; Dothideomycetes; Pleosporales; Pleosporaceae. The record is from RefSeq and is a predicted model, not a curated record.